GCGCGGCAUGGGAUGGGAUGGGAUCUGAGAAUGCCAGUCCAACUUUGUCUCUUCUAAUCUCUCGUUGCUCAGCCGACUCUCACCCGGAAACACAAGCCACUUGCAUAGAAUCUUCCAAACAAAGCCACACUGCACUCAAAACGAACGAAAACAAGCAUCAGUCCUCAGCCAUGACGGAAAGCGACAUGCUCAAGGAGGACUUGUACAAGCUGCUGAAUGUCGAGCCGACAGCCACAGAGAAGGAGAUUGCCAAGGCGUACCGCGUCGGAGCACUCAAGUGCCAUCCAGACAAGAACCCAGACAACCCAGCAGCACACGAGUUGUUCCAGCGACUGUCGCGAGCGUAUGAAAUAUUGGGCGACGAGAAGGCGAGACAGGCGUACGACGGACUGCUCACUGCUCGCAACGUCAACAAGGCGCGCGUGUCGGCAAUGAACGACCGCCAGCGCGAGCUGCGCGCCGAUCUCGAGCGAAGAGAGAGUGAGGCGUCUGCACGCAGGGCCGCUGCUGCUGCUGCUGGGGCGGCGGAGAACGGUGGGGCGGCGAACAAGCGUCCGAGGAUGGAUGAGGAUCACCUCCGCGCGCAGUUGGCGCACGAGAUUGAGCGGCUUCGCAAGGAUGGCAUGCGGCGAUUGCAGGAAGAGCAAGAAAAGAUGCGAAGGACCAUCGAGGAAGAGAGGAAACAGGCGACACACGCUGCAUACGCGUUUACGAGCGAGGCACAACCCAUGCAACAACACGACGCUCAGAGCGCAAGCGCAAGUGUUGUGAUUCGAUGGAAUCCCAGCGCAGAUCCGCCACUCACAGAAGACACGCUUCGGGAAAUGCUCGGAGCUUGUGGAGGUCUCGACACCUUGCUCACGUCGAAAAACCCAGGAAGUGCUGUCGCAAGCUUUGCGUCGCUGGAAGGCGCUGCCCGGGCACUCGCUGCGGCCACCAACCUCUCCAACGCGCCCAUUGGUGCCGACCUCAAGUUAAAAAUUAUCCUCAAGGAGGACUCUGGUGCCCCAGCCGAUCAAGCCGAACUCGUGGCUGCGCUUGUGCAGCGGCAUCGCGCGUUUCGCUUUCCUCAGAUGGCUGGUCGCCAAAGCGACUCAUCCUUGCGAAGAUCCACCCAGACUCCAAUUCCCGCGGAUGCCACAGAGUACGAGCGGGUUACCUUGCUUCGGAUGCGCGAAGCCCAGGAGCGACGACGGCUUCAGCACGCCCACAGCUGAGCGGCUCGUUCUGGUUCUGCGCCGUGGCUAUUUGAUGCAGGGUGUGCUAGAGAUGAAAAAGAUAUACAGUAUCAGGUCCAUCUCGUUUUACAGUACAGAAGUUUACGAUUUCUGUUCGCUGCGGGCUCCGAGCAAGACGUUUCGUGGUGGUGUUACAUUUAUUUACAAUGGUGGUGUAAUUACAGAAUCCAUUCUGGAUCCAUUCAACUAACAAACGGCAGA
Molecule: messenger RNA, 1439 nt
Organism: Capsaspora owczarzaki ATCC 30864
Lineage: Eukaryota; Filasterea; Ministeriida; Capsasporidae
Exons: 2
Coding region: 18-1217 (399 amino acids)
Biological process (GO): spliceosomal complex disassembly
Cellular component (GO): spliceosomal complex
Source: RefSeq, a predicted model, not a curated record